AUGGAAACUGUUUUCUUCCGUUCACUGUCCUACAUUAUAACGGGUAGUGAGAGCCAGCACUUCCAGGUGAGAAAGGCAGUUUGUGCUCACAUGCAUGUCAUCCCCAUACAAAAAGUUAUGCAUUCCCCUUGCCAAAUUCAUGAGUACCUAAUGACAUCAAAAAUGGAACAAAUUGGUCAGUGGGCAACAGAAGUGGAAAUAUUUGCUGCAGCAAAUCUGUUACAAUCAAAUAUAUAUAUGUACACUAAAGUUGGUGUAAAUUGGAAAUGGGCAGAAUUUAAGCAUGACUAUUUACAAAGAACGUCUGUAGGAUUGCCAAAUGUAGCUAUAUAUAUAAAACAUAGAAAUACAAAUCAUUUUGAGCCUGUGAUGAGUGUUCAACAAAACAGUUUAAGUCUUACAGGAACAGACCUACUACAAAAAGAAAUUCUACGUCAGCUUCAAUUGUCCGAAGCAAAGGCUAAAAACUCAAGCAAUUCAGCUGUGGUGAGAGAAAAAGAUAGAGAACGAAAGCAAAAGAAAAGACAAUCAGCUGAGUAUAAACAAACAGAAAAUAUAAGAAAGAAAAAUUCUUCUGAAAACAGAGAGCAUGAAAAAAUACAUAAGCGAGUCAAAAGACAGUCAGAUGAGUACAAAAAGAGUGAAAGUACAAGAAAAAAAAAUUCUUCUAACAACAGAGAGCAUGAAAAAAUACAAAUGCGAGUCAAAAGACAGUCAGAUGAGUACAAAAAGAGUGAAAGUACAAGAAAAAGAAAUUCUUCUAAAAACAGAGAGCAUGAAAAAAUACAAAUGCGAGUCAAAAGACAGUCAGAUGAGUACAAAAAGAGAGAAAGUACAAGAAAAAGAAAUUCUUCUAAAAACAGAGAGCAUGAAAAAAUACAAAUGCGAGUCAAAAGACAGUCAGAUGAGUACAAAAAGAGAGAAAGUACAAGAAAAAGAAAUUCUUCUAAAAACAGAGAGCAUGAAAAAAUACAAAUGCGAGUCAAAAGACAGUCAGAUGAGUACAAAAAGAGAGAAAGUACAAGAAAAAGAAAUUCUUCUAAAAACAGAGAGCAUGAAAAAAUACAAAUGCGAGUCAAAAGACAGUCAGAUGAGUACAAAAAGAGAGAAAGUACAAGAAAAAGAAAUUCUUCUAAAAACAGAGAGCAUGAAAAAAUACAAAUGCGAGUCAAAAGACAGUCAGAUGAGUACAAAAAGAGUGAAAGUACAAGAAAAAGAAAUUCUUCUGAAAACAGAGAGCAUGAAAAAAUAAAUAAGAAAAGACAACGAGUUGAUGCUAAUUUCAAAGAACAAGAGACAAAAAGGAAGAAGUACAAUAUGGAAAAAAACAUGAUCAAUAAUUUUCACAAAAAAGUACGGAGUGGUCCAAACUUUAUAUGCACCAUUUGUGAUCAACUCUGGUAUAAAAAUAAUGUUACCUCACUAUCAACAGUGAAAAAAGGAAAUGACAUUUUAAAAGAUAGUUGUUUAAUGGAAAUCAAAAGUUCAAAUGGAAAAGUGUACAUUUGUUCAACAUGUAAAUCCCAUGUAUCCAAUAAUAGAAUACCUCCUCUAUCUAGACAAAAUGGUGUUUUUUUUGAAAAUCUACCGCAAGAAUUAGACUUAACACAACUGGAAGAGAGAUUGGUAGCAGCAAGAAUUCCGUUUAUGCAGAUGAGAGAGCUACCAAGAGGGGGCCAAGUAAGCAUAACAGGAAAUGUUGUCAAUGUGCCAACUGAUGUCAAUAAAACAGCAAGAAUUUUACCACGAAGACAGUGUGAUGAUGAGUGCAUUCCAAUAAAACUGAAAAGGAGACUUGGCUAUAAACAGCACUACCUUUAUGAAUAUGUGCGACCAAACAAAGUUAUAGGUGCAAUCAAGUGGCUCACAGAGCACAGUAUUUUGUAUCAGCAAGAAGGUAUCAUUAUUGAUGAAGAGUGGGAGCAACACCUAAAGUCUGGUACAGAUGUGAACCCUAUUGAACUUGUGGAGACUGGCACUAUGGAAUACUCAGUGAAACAUCAUAAAACUGAUUCGGAUUUAAGCCUUGAGGAACAACAAAGCAAUGAUGAUUUGGAAUAUGAAAGGUUGGAAGGUGUUUUUGAUAAAGAUCCAUUAGAUGGGGCCAGUGCAGGUCCUUUGGAUACUCUACUGCAAGCACAAAAUAUAAUGGAAGAAACCAGAGACAUUUUGUCAGUUGCACCAGGUGAAGGAAGUAGCCCAUUAAGCAUUUUUUUAGACAAACAUGCAGAAUCAUUAUCUUUUCCUUCUCUAUAUUGCGGCAAAGAAAUGAAAAGUGAAAAUGAUUAUGAUGUAAAAGUUCAUUAUACUGAUUUAUGUAAAUCUGAACUCCGACGCACUGAUAGAAGAGUUGCGGGACAUAUUCCAAAUCUUUUUUUCAAAUUGAAAAAAGUCCAGAUGAAACAUAUUUUAGACAAGGCCAAUAUCUGUCUUCGAAAAACAUGUGGAAAGCAGCAAAACCUUACUGCUGGAUUCCUGAAAUCUAGAGAUAACUUAAACACAAUAAUUCACACUGACUUAGGCUUCCGAGUGUUCAAAGAACUUCGUGGAUCACCACCUUAUUGGGAAAAGGUAAAGAAAGACCUCUUUGCGUUGAUACGAUAUCUUGGCAUACCAACAUGGUUUGCAUCUUUUUCAUCAGCAGAUACCCGAUGGACACACUUAUUGCAAAUACUAGGGGAAACAGUUGACAAAAAGAAGUAUUCCAAAGAAGAAGUCCAUCAAUUUUCAUGGUUUAAGAAACAAGAGCUGGUGAAAAAAGAUCCUGUGACAUGUGCACGACAUUUUGAUUACCAGGUUAGAACAUUCAUCAACACUGUCCUCAACAACUCUUCACACCCAGUAGGUGAAAUACAAGAUUUCUUUUACAAAGUGGAAUUCCAGAUGCGAGGCUCCCCACAUAUUCAUAUGCUUGUGUGGGUGAAGGAUGCUCCAAAGUAUGAAGAAAAUAAAGAAGAAGAUGUUUUACAUUUCAUCCGCAAAUAUGUCACUUGUGCGAAAUCAGAAGAGCUUGUGGACCUCAUUAACUUACAAACACAUUCACAUUCUAGGACCUGUAAGAAAAACAACAAACCAAUAUGCCGCUUUAAUUUUCCUUUGCCGCCAAUGGAUGAGACAAUUAUUCUCCAGCCUCUGCAGUGUGAAGUAGGUGAAGAUGAACAAAAGCAUAAACACAGUUGGGAUAAGAUCAGCGAAUUCCUUCAUAAACCCAAACCAGAAGAUCAUGACCUAGACUUCAACCAAUUCCUAACCCUCCUGAACAUGAAUAAGGAAGAUUAUUUGAAAGCAGUGAGAUCUUCAUUAUCUUCACCAAGAGUGUUUUUGAAAAGGUCAUUAUCAGAAACAAGAAUAAACAACUACAACCCUAUUCUCCUCAAAUGUUGGCGUGCAAAUAUGGAUUUACAGUAUGUUAUAGAUGCAUACUCCUGCGCCAUGUACAUAAUUAGCUAUAUAGCAAAAAGUCAGAGAGGAAUGAGCAAUCUACUAUACCAUGCUGCAAAAGAAGCAAGAGAGGGAAAUAAUGACAUCAGGCAACAGGUUAAGUUCAUUGGCAACAAGUUUUUGAACAAUGUAGAAAUUUCUGCACAAGAAGCAGUAUUCACCUUGCUGCAAAUACCAUUGUACAAAGCAACAAGAGAUGUGAUUUUCAUAAACACCAGUCCUGUAGAAAAAAGAACAGUGAUGUUAAAAGACUUCAGUACCAUUGAAAAUUUGCCAGAUGAUAGUGAUGAUGUCAUUGCAGAAGGCAUUCUACAACAAUACAGUAGAAGACCACCCCAGUUGGACACACUUUGCCUAGCUGAUUAUGUUUCAAAAUAUAAAAGAAUCAGACAGACAAGUGCUACAAAGAGGAAACAGACUUUUAUGGAUUACAAUUCUGAUGAAAACGAUCAGCCAUAUGAUGAAAACUGCAAACAAUUUUAUGAACUAGGCAAUGGUUACAAGCUUGUAAGAAGACAAAAACAAGUAUGUAUCCGUUAUGUUAGGUUUCAUCCUGAUAAAGAUUCUGAGAACUAUUACAGAGAAUCAUUAAUGUUAUUUUAUCCAUGGAGAUGCGAAGAUGAAUUAAUUGGUCUUUCUCAGUCAUACUGUGAACAAUUUCAGGUACUGACUAAUAUCAAUGACACUAUUACUGAGAAAAUAAAAGAAUACAAUCACAAGACAAAGGAAAUCGAUGAGGCAGUGGAAAAGCUUCAAGAAAUAGAUGAAGAUGUACUACAAGAACAAUGGAACCAAGUAGCUCCAAAUACACAGCAUGUUGAGGAGGAAUGUGCACUUCUUGAAGUUGAUCCAUUGUUUGCUUCACUAGAUCCAGAGGACAGUUCACCAGAAGCAGUAGAGUUGAAUGUUGGGUUAGGAGUACAAGGUGGGGCAGGUGUUGGAAAAACAGCCUUGACCCAUGCAGUUUACCAGAUGUUGUUGCGCUACUUGAAUAAAGAACCUGGUGCAAACCCAGAUGACUUAAAAGUUUUACUAGGAGCACCAACAGGAAAGGCAGCCUUUUUAAUAGGUGGCAAUACACUACAUCAUAUUUUUCAGAUUCCUGCCUCACAAGGAUUUCAGUAUAAAAAAUUGUCAAAUGAAAAGCGCAAUUCAUUAAGAUGUAGUUUUAAAUCUGUCCGUGUACUUAUUAUAGAUGAGUGCUCUAUGGUUGGAAAUAACAUGUUUAAUUUUAUUAAUCUGAGAUUGCAGGAGAUUAUGGGAAACAUUAAGGAUUUUGGAGGCUUAUCUGUCAUUGCGGUUGGUGAUUUUUACCAAUUGAAACCUGUGUUUGAUGACUGGAUCUUCAACAAUCUAAAAGAUGACUAUGGACCACUUGCAAGAAAUCUAUGGAAGGAUUUGUUUGAAGUAUUUUGUCUGACACAAAUCAUGAGACAAAAAGAUGAUGCUCCUUAUGCGGAGUUACUCAACCGCUUGCGCACAGGAGAUCAUAACAAUGAAGACAUAAGCAUUCUGAAAACUAGAGUUAUCGGAACCUCCUACUUGACAAAUGAAUAUCCAACAAACACAACACAUAUUUUUAUGACCAAUGAAAAAGUUGAUGCACACAAUGACUUAGUUUAUACACUAGCAAGUCAGACUGAUAAGAUUCGCCUCACUGCCUGGGAUGUUGUUAUAGGAGAUGUUGCAGAAAAUGUCAAAGAUGAAAUAAUACAGAAAAUACCAAAUAAACUUUCAAAAACAAUGGGACUCUCCAAAACCCUUAGCAUAUCACUGCAGUCAAGAGUAGAAUUAUCUACCAAUGUGGAUGUUGAUGAUGGAUUAGCCAAUGGUGCAUCUGGUCAAGUGAUGGGAUUAACACACUCAAAAAUAUCUCAUAAGGGUAUAAUUGUGUGGGUGAAAUUUGAGAAUGACAAAAUUGGAAUAAAAACUAGACAAUCACACUUACACCUCUAUACACAGAAAAUUCCUAAUUCUUGGACUCCAGUUGAAGAAAUUAAAAGACAAUUUCCAGUGGGCAAAUAUAGAAAUGCGGAGGUACUCAGGACUCAGAUCCCUCUGAGACCAGCUUCAGCAAAAACUGCACACAGAUGUCAAGGAGACACUAUGGAGGCAGCAGUUGUAGAUUUUGAAGGAAGAUCAAGAUGUCAUUGUCACUAUGUAGCCUUGAGCAGAGUGAAGUCAUUGAAUCAAGUCUUCAUCCGCACUUUAAAUGAAGGGAAGAUAUGUGUUAGCUCAUCAGUUAAAGAUGAAAUGAACAGACUUUUUCUUGAAAAGAAAUUGUGUCAUUCAUUAAUUUUCCCAACAAAUAUUGAUGAAAAAAAUAUUACUGUCAUGUUUCACAAUGCAAGGUCUCUGCAUGCUCAUUUUCUGGAUAUAGAGCUAGAUCCUAAUUUUAAUUCAGCAGAUGUGAAUAUUUUCGUAGAAACAAAACUGUCUAAAAAAGACAACAUAGAAGACUACAUGCUUACCGGCUACCAUUUAAAGCGCUUUGACUGUUCUUUGAGUGAAUUUGACUCUACAAGAUCUCCAUAUGGAAUUGCUGUAUAUUACAAACAUUGUGCAUACAAAAUCAGGAAUCACAUGAAAAUUAUUCCUUCUCAAGGAGUUAUUGAGUCAGUAACUAUCAAUUUGAAUCCUUAUAACAUUAAUGUUGUAUGUUUAUAUGUGUCACCAAAAAUAUCAAGAUGUGAAACAAAUUAUUUCCUCCAAGAUUUGCUGUCACCUUUAUCAUCAAGUUCUAUAAUCAUUCUGGGAGAUUUCAAUAUUGACCUUAAAUCAAAUACACCAUUGGAGACACUCUCUGGCUUCCAUCAGUACAUCACGACACCUACUACAGACUAUAAGUCUAUACUUGAUCCAUAUGGAAUUCUUUGUUAA
Dreissena polymorpha is the source of this 6321-nucleotide messenger RNA. RefSeq lists its product as uncharacterized. The coding region runs from base 1 to 6321 and encodes 2106 amino acids. Gene Ontology annotation, molecular function: DNA helicase activity. The record is from RefSeq and is a predicted model, not a curated record. Lineage: Eukaryota; Metazoa; Mollusca; Bivalvia; Myida; Dreissenidae. Gene Ontology annotation, biological process: DNA repair; telomere maintenance. The transcript has 3 exons.